AUGCUCCUGUCGCCCAUAGACGACCCAAAGGAGUCGCCCCAGUUCUCCUCCAUCACCUACUCGAGGUUCAGGGCCGUCCUCUUCCAAGAUCUCCUUGACUCGAACUCGACCAACCGCGCCCGUGCCCUCGACAACAUCGUCCAGAUCGUCACAGAGUGGGCACGCGUCGUCACCGACAACGGCUCCAUCGUCGACCUCUCCUCUUCACAUCCCAACCCCACUCCACCAUUCUCGCCUGCCCCAGUCGCAUGCUCGAUCCAGGCCACUCUCUUCCCCUCCACCAGUAACUCUAGUAGCAGCACUGAUCCCAAUACAACGGCAACAACAACCACGUCGUCUAUCCUCCAUGGCCAUUCCAUCAUCGGCACAGCACUGGCCAUGGAGAAACUCACCAUCUCGACCCAGCAGCAACAGCAGCAACAACACGUGUCCUCAGACGAAAACAACGACGAUGCUUCGCAGACAUAUCAGUCUCAAAGGACAAGGCAAGAAUCUACAACCAUGUCGGCUUCAUCGCCAAUUCCCAGCUCUCCUCACACCAGCAGCAGCGCGUGCCACUCGGCAUCGUCUUCAACAUCGGCAGCAGAAGCUCAGGGCACCUCCUUGAGCCAGACCAUCCUUUCGUCAUCGCCCAUCGCCUCGUCGAGCUAUCACUUCCAGAACGACCCCGACGUCCACUUCAACCGUGCGCUGCCUGACAAGCUCUCGCCUACGGAGGAGCGAGAUGCUGAGGUGGAUGAGGCUGCCAGGCUACUUCGACACCAUAUUUUGACCAUCUUGCGGUUCUCUGUCUGCUGUCCUUACAAGGAUGUCAAGAUCUGUCUUGUCGGACUCUUGAACGAGCUUGAGUCCCUCAACAUCCCGAUCCCAAAGCCGAUCCACCCCUCGGCAUCGUUCUUUAUCGAACCCAAGGACAUUUACCUCCUCGACAGCCCCGAACACUCGAGAUGUCCCUCGCCUACCCUCUCAGCAAAGGAUCGGUCUUCCUCUUCAUCCUCGCUCUCAACCCUCCCCGUCACCGUCACAGCCGCCGGAUGUCUGCCCCCCUCGGUCGGUUGUGUUCCCGAUGAGGCAACAAAGCAGAUCAUGACACAGACCUUUGCCAACUACGGUCGGACCAGCAAUCUCUUCCGCAUCAUGGCGUUCUUCCCUACCUUCUGGGAGAAGUUUGAAAGCUCUCAGACCUGUAUGAUGAAUGGACCAGGACCUAUUCCCAAGCCUUGGCGAUGCUAUGUCGCUAUCAUGGCGGCGUCUCAAUACAAUUGCCAGUACAUGGUCUCGAUGAUGAAGCUGGACUACCUAACCAGCGGUGGCGACCCGACCUGGCUCAAUGGACUGCAGUACACCACCCAAAAGAUCCGGAACCUCGCCAAGCUCAACGGACUGAUGGCGCACCAGCCCUGGAGGCUCAAGCCCCGACACAUUCAGGAGCUCGUCUGCCGUGAAACCAACCAUAACCCACACAACGUCUGGACCGUCAGUGAGCUGGCUCAAGUGAUGGUCAUCCUCUCGACAGUCCACAGCAUCAGCAUGUUUGUCGCCGCCUGUGGAAUUGUCCCUGAGAUUGACAUGGUUGGCGGAACCUUUGUCGACUUCAACAGGCUGCAGGCCAGGAAAGCCCAGGAGGAGGCCAUGAUGAGCCCUCUGACUAUGCUGCCCUCUCCUCGCUCAGACCAGGAUGCGUGCACCAAUACAUCUCAAGCCGGAGAUGCCUCAUCCGAUGAUUCGCCAUCCUCCCCUGAAGACGACCCAACGCGAUCGCCCUUCCAUUUCCACAUCACCCUGCCUCCAAUCCCUCUGUCCAGGAAGACCUACGAUGAGGCUACUUCGAAGCUCCACACCGCAGAGUUGAUCAAGCGACUCUUGUUGGAGAGGGAGACUUGCUGCACUGAAGGCGAAGAGUGCGACUCAGAGUCUCUUCUGGACGAGGAUCCAACUGGACAGAAUCUUCCUCCUGGCUUUGAGGAGAUUGAGGACACGUUCCCCGCACCUGAGCCAAGGAUCAUAUCCCCACCAUUGUCAACGUCCCUGUCCGAGGCCAUGUCGACUCAGGACCAACAACAGUUGCAGGAGAGGACGAUUCGACCAGUCCAGGAGGACAUGAGCCGUUUCCUUGACAUGACGUGCCAAAUCGAGCCAGCACUGUUUGACUGCCGAUCCAGCCAGUACAGGGUCUUCAGGGUGGACGAGUUCCGCUGGGAGGAUGAUGCGUCAACUGUGCUGUCGAGAUGUCUCCCAGAGUUGAGCGAGACCUUGGAGGACGAGUUUACAGUGACUCUCAACUUUACGGAUCUCAGCUUCUUUGACGAGAACGAGGACAAGCAUGACGGUGGCGUUGAUACGUUCGCGUUCCGCGAAGCGAUCUGGUUUUAUACCCUGCGGCUGUUUGGUCUUCUUCAUCAAGAAUACAACUACCGAAACCUGUCCAGAUUCAUGAAUACGACGUUGGCGGCGUAUAUCCGCAAGGCUUGCCAUGGCAUCACGAUGGCGGGAGUGCCUGGGUCUCCUGAUGGUUCGGAGGGUCUUCAGUUCUAUCUCUCGGACAGCAACAAGGUCGAUAAGAACGACUUUGACAACAUGGGCUUCGAGCUCCGUCCGGAGGAGCGCUGCCACGUCAACAUCAUUAUGAUGGAGGCCACCAAGCAAGCUAAGCUGAUGUACGCGCUGCGCGCUGUCGACCGAUGGGAGCGCAAGGGUGAUGGCGAUGACGAGGAAGAGGAUGAAGGCGUAGACGACCGGUUCUAA
Molecule: messenger RNA, 2745 nt
Organism: Linnemannia hyalina
Lineage: Eukaryota; Fungi; Mortierellomycota; Mortierellomycetes; Mortierellales; Mortierellaceae
Source: the annotation of a GenBank genome assembly